Molecule: messenger RNA, 2787 nt
Organism: Drechmeria coniospora
Lineage: Eukaryota; Fungi; Ascomycota; Sordariomycetes; Hypocreales; Ophiocordycipitaceae
Exons: 4
Coding region: 1-2787 (928 amino acids)
Molecular function (GO): monooxygenase activity; oxidoreductase activity, acting on paired donors, with incorporation or reduction of molecular oxygen; iron ion binding
Source: RefSeq, a predicted model, not a curated record
AUGGAUUUCCGUUCCCCGGCGGCCAACCGAGCCUUUGAGGCUGACCGCUCGUUUGGGCCCCAGCUGGAGGCCGAGUUCGACUUCACCUUGUUCUUCGAGCAGACCAUUCUGUCCAUCCUCCCGUCGGCCCUGUUCAUCGCCUCGUGUCCUCCGUACCUUUUCCAUCUUCUGCGCCGGCGGCCUCGUCGCCGCCACCGUGCUUGGCUAUGCCGGCAUAGCCGUGAGUUCUCGCGCGAACCGCCGACGCAUCCUGCCGUUUGCGUAGCCUCUGACGCGCGCGUGCCCACCAAGAUUUCGAACGCCUACUACCAGCACCUAACCUAUCGCAUAAUCACCCUCCUCCGCGGAGUCCUGGUCUCGGUCAUUUUCAAGAAGAGUCUCGACCUCGGCGGCGAGACGGACGAAUCCGCCAACGUGACGCUGAUGAGCACCGACAUCGACGGCGUCGAAAGCGGCCUCGCCGUCUUUCACGACAUCUGGGCGAGCGACCUGGAGCUCGCCCUCGGCAUAUACUUCCUCGCCGCCCUUGUCGGUCGAUCCUCCUUCCUCGUCGUCCUGCCGGGACUGAUGUGUUUUGCUCACCCGUGCCAGGGCCAAGCCACGCCGACACCCUGCAUCACCGUCUCCGCUGCUUCUGCAUCACAGCAACCCUCCGAUCGGGCAGCAAAGAUUUUUUCGAAGCUGAAGGCGCUAUCCGUCAUCCAGCACACCGGUCCCGUUCGGUCGUUUGGUCGCUGGGACGCCGUUGGGGAGAAGAAACGAUUGCCUUGUUCUCUCUGCGGCGUCAACUCUGACGUGAACCAGUCCCUCCUCCUCCUCACCUUUGUCUUCGUCUUCCUCCUCUUCGUCGUAUUAUUAUUAUUAUUCUUCUUCUUCUUCUUCCUCCUCCUGCUGCUGCUCCUCCUCCUCCUCCUGCUGCUACUGCUCUUCCUCUUCCUCUUCCUCCUCCUCCUCCUCCUCCUCCUCCUCCUCCUCCUCCUCCUCCCUCCUCCUCCUCCCCUCUCCCCGUCCCUCCCUCACCUGCAUCUAGGUGCCAGCCUGCCCUCGACGGAUAUGGCGAUGGAGACGGAAAGCGAGGCGCUGAUGGACGUCGCCGUUGCCUUUGCUCAGCGACCGUCAACGUUGGCCCUCGUCGCCACGGUGCUCGUCCUCGUCCUCGCAGCAAGGCUCUUGCCGGCAUCGUCGUCGACCAAGGAUGCGGACCGACGGCGACAGGCGCCGCCCGAGGUGCCUUUUUGGCUGCCCUUUGUCGGCCACGCGCCGCAGAUGCUCGUCAACACCGACGGCUUCCUCGCUCGGCUCCGCGACCGGUACUACCCCGACGGCGUCUUCUCGCUGCGCCUCUUCGGCCGGCUGCACCACUUCGUCUACCGGCCGGGGCUCGCCAACGCCAUGCUCAACCGACCGCGCUCGGCGGCCGAGGGCCUCACCGGCAACCUGCUGCGCUCCGUCUUCGGCUUCAGCGCCGAGGACGAAGGCCGGUACGCCGCCGUCGCCGACGAGGCGAGGGCCCAGCUGAAGCACCUCCUCUCGGAGCCGGGCCUCGGCGAGCUCGUCGACGGCACCGUCGGCCACGUGCGGCGGCACAUCGCCGACCUCGUCACCUUCAACAGCUACCUGUCGGACCAGAUGGACUGGGAGCGACGGGCCGAGGCCGAGGUCGUCGAGGGCGCCGCGGGCGAGAGCUACGUCGAGGCGGACCUGAUGGAGCUGACGAGGAACUUUGUCGCCAAGACGGCCAACUGCGCGCUCUACGGCACCGACUUUGUCGAGAACUUCCCCGACAUCUGGCAGCAGAUGUGGACCUUUGACCGCGCCUUUGUCCUGCUCGGCGCCCGCGUGCCCGGCUGGCUGCCGAUCCCGACGGUCCUGCGGGGCAAGCGUGCGCGGAGCCAGAUGCUCGCGGCCGCCUACGAGUUCAACGUGGCCUUUGAGAAGCACGUCGCCGGAGAGGAGCCGGGCGUGCGGUGGCAGGACCUCGACAACGUGAGCCGCGUGGUCAAGGCGCGGUACGAGACGUACCGCAAGCAUGGCCUAUCCCUCGACGCCCGCGCCGGAUGCGACGUCGCCUUCCUCUGGGGCAUGAACGCCAACGCGAACCAGCUCGUGCCGUGGAUGCUGUUCGAGCUCUACCGGGACCCCGUGCUGCUCGCCGACGUGCGGCGAGAGAUUGCGCCGCACGUGGUCGUCUCGCAGCCCGAGAACGACUUUGGCCCGGCCGUUUGGCUGCCGCCGACGCUCGACGAGGUCGACGUCGACGGCCUGCUCGGCCGGUGCCCGCUCCUCAAGGCCGCCUACAUCGAGACGCUCCGGCUCUACACGGGGCCCUGGACGAUGCGCUGGCUCGCCGAGGACGUCGUGCUCGACGACAAGAGCAAGAAGGAGGCGCCUUACCUGCUGCGCAAGGGCACCUACGCCCACGUGCCGCAGGAGCUGCACCAGUACGACCCCGAAUACUUUCCCGACCCGCACGAGUGGCACCACGAGCGACACCUGAAGGAGGUGGUGGACGACGAGGGCAACAAGACGGUCGUCGCCGACAUGGCGACGAUGCGACCGUACGGCGGAGGACCGAGCAUGUGCAAGGGGCGGGCGUUUGCCCUGCGCGAGCUGCUCCUCUACUCGGCCGUCAUCAUCUCCUUUUACGACAUGCAGCCGCCCUCUGGCCAGGGCUGGGAGGUACCCCGGACGUACAGGCACGCGGCGACGAGGCAUCCGAAGAAGCCCAUCAGGGUCUGGAUCAAGCGGAGGCCGCAGCGGUCAAGGGAAGAGCAGGGUCGUUGUUGA